AUGCCUAAGCUACUCGCUCUCGCCAACAUCCUUGUGCUGCACUCCAGAUUGGCGUUCCAAAAGCUGUGUGGCAGUUUGGGAGACAGUUCAGCCAGUGGUACACAGCUGAGACGCCAGAAGAGGGACUGGGUUGUCCCCGCAAAAAGUCUUAAGGAGAACUAUGACUACAGAAAACAUGGCUAUAUUGCCAAGAUCAGGUCGGACAAGGAUAAAAUAAACAAAUUGCACUACUCUCUGCUGGGCCAUGGGGCCAAUAAGGACCCAAUCAACCUGUUUGUUGUGGAUACGAUUGGACUGGUAUAUGUGCGAGGAAUACUGGACCGGGAGAAGCAGGAAAAUUAUACUCUGAUAGGAUUGGCCAGGUUUGAUAAUGGCUCUAUAGCUGAAGAAAAAAUAGAAAUGACAUUUACUGUGGAGGAUGAGAAUGAUAAUCCACCUGUUUUUGCCCCUGCACCUCCGGCUGAAGUCUAUGAGUCCAGUCCUGCAGGGACUCUAGUUGGGAGGCUUACAGCUACUGAUGCUGACAAGAAUGGUACUAACCAUACCAAGAUUGCCUACAGCAUUCUGAAACAGGAGCCAUUUGAUGGGGAACAUCUCUUCUAUAUAGACAAAAACACUGGAUCUAUUUACGUCAAAGAGGAAACCUUAGAUAGAGAGAAACAAAGUUCCUACAUCUUAACAAUUAAAGGAACUGAUAUAGGUGGAGCUCCUGGAGGCAAAACAGGCAACGGGACACUACUUGUCAAAAUAUUGGACAUCAAUGAUAACACACCCUCAUUGGACAAAGAUGAGUAUUCAGCAAGUAUUAUGGAGAACAAAGCCGACGUGGAGGUCCUGAGGUUCAAAGUGCUUGAUGCUGAUGAGGACCACAAUGUAAACUGGAUGGCUGUUUUUGAUGUCGUUAGUGGAAAUGAAGACGGGAUAUUUAGCGUAAAGACCGACCCCAAAACCAACGAAGGUGUUCUCAUGCUUGUGAAGCCUGUUGAUUUUGAAGAAAACCCUAAUAUCCAACUUGGAGUGGUAGUAGCCAAUGUUGCCCCUCCUGCGGGGGGUGAUGGUGGAGAUGGAGGACCAGGUGGAGGAGGUGGAGGAGGAGGAGGAGGCGGUGGAGGUGGUGGUGGAGGCGGUGGUGGUGGAGGAGGCGGUGGAGGUGGAGGCGGCGGGGGUGGAGGAGGCGGUGGAGGAGGCGGUGGAGGUGGAGGAGGAGGAGGGGGAGGACCAGGUGGACCAGGUGGAGUUGGAGGACCAGGUGGACCAGGUAGACCAGGUGGAGGUGGAAGACCAGGUAGACCAGGUGGAGGUGGAGGACCAGGUAGACCAGGUGGAGGUGGAGGACCAGGUGGAGGUGGAGGACCAGGUGGACCAGGUGGAGGUGGAGGACCAGGUGGAGGAGUAGUUGGAUUGAAGACUUACAAAAAAGUAUAUGCAGUGAAUAUCGCAGUGCUGAAUGAGCCUGAGGGGGCUGUCUUUAGACCUCCAGUGAAGCCUGUGGCUGUUUCAGAGAAUCCAAAGGACAAUCCCAAAAACAAGUUGCUCACUGUCUUCAGAGCCAGUGAUGCAGACACUGGAGAACCUGCAGAUAAUGUUCGAUAUGCUAAAGGCUACGAUCCUGACAACUGGCUGGUGAUUGACCCAGAAACAGCAGAAGUCAGACUUCAAAAGACCCCAGACAGAGAGUCACCAUUUUUGGUUAAUGGAACCUACUAUGCUGAAAUACUGAGUCUGUCAAAUGAUAUGCCUUCAAAGACAGCCACAGGAACAUUAGCAUUGCAGGUGGGAGACGCAAAUGAUAACUGCCCCACACUGAUGGACCCUGUACAGAAACUCUGCUCAUACACUGAAGUGGUUAACAUAACAGCAGAGGAUGAGGAUGGAGACCCAAACUCUGCCCCUUUCACCUUCAGCUUUGUGGAUGAAACGAGCAUGAAGAAGUGGAGGGCUGAACCUUUAAAUGGUACCAGCACAUCCCUUAGGGCUUUGGAACCACUGUGGCCUGGCUACUAUGAGGUUCCCCUGAUCAUCAAGGACCAGCAGGGUUUCGCCUGCUCUGACCAGGUCUUGAAACUGCAUGUGUUCUCCUGUGAGGGCGUGGAGACCGCCUUGAAAGUUUCAAAUGGUACAAACGUUCUUUUCUCAGAAGGUGUUCUCAGGAAAGCAUCAUACACAUUGACAGGAGCGGGAAUAGGGGCAGUGAUCCUGGGACUUGUGACGCUGCUAGUCAUAGGUCUCUUACUGAUAACGUGUUCAUGUGGAGCAGUGCCAAUCAGCUUCUCUGAGCUCCCUUUUGACACCAUUGAUCACUUGAUGAUCUAUCACACAGAGGGGCGAGGAGAGGACAAGGAUGUCCCUCUACUUAGUGCACCAGUCCAGAUGACACAUCCUGUCAUGGCCUCUGUCCAACUCAGCAAAUCAGCUGCCAUGCCCAGAGAAAACAUCCCUUCCCUCCUGACGCUUAACUAUGGCAACACUUACAUGGCCAACGGCAUGAUCCAGGAGAUGGGUUAUGAAGAGUCCAGGGAGAGAGACAUCUACUUUGCUGCACUGGAGGAACAUGCACAGUAUGGAGGCAUGACUGACAUUGCUCUCCCCGAUAUGUUUCUGUAUCAGUACUACUCACAGAAGGCGAGUUGUGCAGCGGAGAAGCAUGCAGCAAGCGAUUGUCUGUUGGGAUUUGAAUACGAGGGCUCCUCUGAUGGCUCAUUGGACACCUACAACCUCAUGGAGUUUGAUGAUGACCUCCAGUUUCUUGAUGACCUCGGGCCAAAGUUCAAGACCCUAGCUGACCUCUGUUCUCCUCCUAGGCCUCCAAUGCCUUUGGCAGCUAAGAGUAUUGCCAUUCAACAAGUAGAUAAAGUUGACAAUAUUGUUGUGCCCUCACUGGAGACUGAACAGCUCAACAUCCAUAGUGAGACCCUUGAGGAUCACCUAAACGUCAGCGUCAACCAGUCAUCCACCAGCCACAUGCAUGGCCAGUCUAUUAGCACAACUGUGACUCCCUCUGCUGGUCAAACUCUUGUACUGCAACAGCAGCCUGUCUACUACACCACCACCCCUGUGGUGCAGCAGAUGCACUAUAUGGUCCAGCCACAGCUUCAAAGCACAGUGAUGGUGCAAGCGCCUGUCAACAACCUGCAGGGUAUGAUUCUGGUUAAUGGACACUCGGGAUACACUGAGCACAUCCUGCAAGGGGGAAACACGUCUGGGACUUCAACUGUCAUUGGAACCAGGUUGAGGAGAUUGUCAGAGGGGAACCAGAGAGUGGGCACAUGCUCAAGGAGGGCCUCUGAGGGCUCAGGUGCAGCAAAGGGUGUCAAGAAGGGCAGUCAAAUCAAGUCAGAAGGUGGAGCUAAGGCUGAGUGGUGUCAUACUAACAUAGGGAUGCUGCCAGCCGCUCAGAACAUCACACUGAUAGGUGGACAAAUUGGUUUGGGAACAGCAGGAUAUGGAGUAGGGCAGGUAGUGUUCACAGAAGGAGCUGAGAAGAGCAGCACUCUGCCAAUUCUAUCAGCUGAAACAGGUGGACAAGUUGGUGUGGGAGCAGCAGGAUAUGGAGUAGGGCAAGUAGUGAUCACAGAGAGAGCUAAGAAGAGAAAAACUCGGCCAAUUGCAUCCGCAGGGACAGGUGGACAAAUCGGUGUGGGAGCAGCAGGAUAUGGAGUAGGGCAGGUAGUGGUCACAGAAAUAGCUGAGAAGAGCAGCAAUCAGUCAACUGCCUCAAUUGAGACAGGUAGACAAUUCAGUGUAGGAGCAGCAGAAUAUGAAGUUGGGCAUGUAGGGAUCACAGAAAUAACUGAGGAGAGCAGCACUCUGCCGAUUCUGUCAGCUGAAACCAAUGGUUUGGGAGCAGCAGGAUAUAAAGUAGGGCAGGUAGUGUUCAUGGAGAGAACUGAGAAUAGCCACAAUCAGUCAAUGGUGUCAGACGGCACAGGUGGACAAAUCGGUGUGGGAGCAGCAGGAUAUGGAGUAGGGCAGGUAGUGGUCACAGAAAUAGCUGAGAAGAGCAGCAAUCAGUCAACUGCAUCAAUUGAGACAGGUAGACAAUUCAGUGUAGGAGCAGCAGAAUAUGAAGUUGGGCAUGUAGGGAUCACAGAAAUAACUGAGGAGAGCAGCACUCUGCCGAUUCUGUCAGCUGAAACCAAUGGUUUGGGAGCAGCAGGAUAUAAAGUAGGGCAGGUAGUGUUCAUGGAGAGAACUGAGAAUAGCCACAAUCAGUCAAUGGUAUCAGACGGCACAGGUGGACAAAUCGGUGUGGGAGCAGCAGGAUAUGAAGUAGGGCAGGUGGUGGUCACAGAAUAG
Messenger RNA from Scomber japonicus (chub mackerel), 4296 nucleotides. Its product is annotated as desmoglein-2-like protein. Gene Ontology annotation, biological process: homophilic cell-cell adhesion. The transcript has 14 exons. Gene Ontology annotation, molecular function: calcium ion binding. Gene Ontology annotation, cellular component: desmosome; plasma membrane. Lineage: Eukaryota; Metazoa; Chordata; Actinopteri; Scombriformes; Scombridae. The record is from RefSeq and is a predicted model, not a curated record. Bases 1 to 4296 code for a protein of 1431 amino acids.